AUGCCGCCCCCCCACCUGCACCCGCGCUCGCGCAUGACCUCGUCCCUCUUCGCAACGACCGUCCUCGCGAGCUUCCUCGUCGUCGCCCUGCCGCACAUCCUGCCCUGUCCCGCGCCAAGGAGGAGGGCGUACUACGCCGACGACGGCGGAGAUAGCAUGUCGUCGUCACUCUCCGGGUCUAGCAGGAGAGUUAGGAGGAGGAGGAGGGAAGAGGAUGGCAAUGAUCCUGGGACUACAACUGUUGGUGGUGGUGGUGAUGGUGCCGAAUAUGAAAAUGAGAUUAGGAGGCGGGUGAGGGGACCACAGAAGCGGGAGUGUCCCGUGCCGAAACCGGGCGGGAUCUUGGGGGAGUGGUUGCGAUUCCACGGCGGCAGCAGUGCCCCUGGGAAGGAAGGGGGAGAGAAGACCCGGCCGGAUAGGUGA
This is a messenger RNA of Parathielavia appendiculata, 423 nucleotides long. RefSeq lists its product as uncharacterized. The record is from RefSeq and is a predicted model, not a curated record. Gene Ontology annotation, cellular component: mitochondrial matrix. Gene Ontology annotation, biological process: mitochondrial respiratory chain complex IV assembly. Lineage: Eukaryota; Fungi; Ascomycota; Sordariomycetes; Sordariales; Chaetomiaceae. Bases 1 to 423 code for a protein of 140 amino acids. The transcript is spliced from 2 exons.